GAAGAAUGUUUUGAAGGACCUCAUCUGCAAACGAUAAAAAUUUGAACGGAAAAAAACAUUACGAGUUUUCGCGCUUUGCUUCACUCGUUCGAAUUUUGAGAGGUUCUAGGGUUCGGUUCAAACAUUGGAGAUGACAAUGGUGAACGAAGAAACUCGACCCUCCGAUGUAAUCGAUCCUCUUGCUGCUUAUUCUGGUAUCAAUCUCUUUCCGACCGCAUUUGGUACUUUGACGGAUCCGUCAAAGCCACAUGAUCUUGGAACAGACCUCGACGGCAUCCACAAGCGCCUCAAAUCCAUGGUGUUAAGGAGUCCCAGUAAACUAUUAGAGCAGGCCAGAUCAAUAUUAGAUGGCAACUCAAAAUCGAUGAUAUCUGAAGCUGCUACAUUUCUCGUGAAGAAUGAGAAAAAUGAGGCAGCUUCUGUGAAGGCAGAGGAAAAUCCUCAAGAAAGAAGGCCGGCCUUAAACCGAAAGCGGGCUAGGUUUUCUUUAAAACCUGAUGCUGGGCAACCUCCUGUGAACUUGGAACCAACAUUUGACAUCAAACAAUUGAAAGACCCUGAGGAGUUCUUUUUGGCCUAUGAAAAGCAUGAAAAUGCCAAAAAAGAAAUCCAAAAACAGAUGGGAGCAGUUUUAAAGGACUUGAACCAACAAAAUCCAUCGACAAAUACACGCCAGCGUAGACCAGGGAUUCUUGGGAGAUCUGUUAGAUACAAGCAUCAAUAUUCAUCAAUAACAACUGAAGAUGAUCAGAAUGUAGAUCCUUCUCAAGUGACAUUUGAUUCAGGUGUUUUCAGUCCAUUGAAAUUGGGCACAGAAACACACCCAAGUCCACAUAUAAUUGACUCAGAAAAGAAAACUGAUGAAGAUGUAGCCUUUGAGGAGGAGGAGGAGGAGGAGGAGCUCGUUGCUUCAGCUACGAAGGCAGAGAACAGAGUAAAUGAUAUUUUGGAUGAAUUUCUCUCUGGCAAUUGUGAAGAUCUAGAAGGUGAUCGAGCUAUCAACAUAUUACAGGAGCGCUUGCAGAUUAAACCCCUUACUUUAGAGAAAUUAUGCCUUCCAGAUUUAGAAGCCAUUCCAACAAUGAAUUUGAAAUCUACAAGAGGCAAUCUGUCAAAGCGUAGUUUGAUCAGUGUGGACAAUCAGUUACAAAAGACAGAAACCUUGAAAUCUAAGGAGGACAAUGAAAAUUUGGUUAAUCUUGUUUCUACACCAUCAUCAAUGAGAAGUCCAUUGGCAUCAUUAUCAGCCCUAAAUAGACGAAUUUCACUUUCAAAUUCAUCAGGUGAUUCAUUUUCAGCUCAUGGCAUCGACCGAUCUCCAGCAAGAGAUCCUUACCUUUUUGAACUCGGUAAUCACUUAUCUGAUGCAGUUGGUAUUACAGAGCAUUCAAGCGUUUCUAAGUUGAAGCCACUUUUAACCAGAGAUGGUGGGACUAUAGCAAAUGGAAUUCAACCAUCCAAAAUUCUUUCUGGAGACGAUUCCAUGUCUAAAAUAUCUUCAAGUAAUAUUUUAAAUGUACUCCAAGUUGGUAGCAAUACUGCUUUAAGUGGAACUUAUGCCAGCACAGAUGCUAAAAAUGUUAGUGGGAGCAGCACAGACGUGGAAAUAAAUGAGAAAUUAAGUUGUCUUGAAGCCCAAGCAGAUGUGGUGGCUAAUAUGCAGAUAGAUCACCAAGGAUCAGCUUCUGAGCAACCAAAAUUAUCUGAGGUGGAUCUUAUUGAAGAGUACCCGGUUGGCAUUCGGAGUCAGUUGGAUCAAUCAGCUGCUACUUGUACUGAAAAUAUUGUUGAUGGGUCGUCUAGAAGCAGUGGAACAGAACACCACGAUGAGAUGGAAGAUCACGAAGGAUCAGCUUCUGAGCAACCAAACUCAUCUAAGGUGGAUAUGAUUAAAGAGUACCCAGUCGGCAUUCAGAUUCAGUUGGAUCAAUCAACUACUACUACUACUUGUGCUGAAAAAAUUGUCGAUGGGACAUCUAGAAGCAGUGGAACGGAUCACCAUGAUGAGGAACAGGUCAAGCCAAAAUCUCGUGCAAACAAACAACGUAAAGGCAAAAAGAUUUCUGGGAGGCAAAGCCUUGCAGGUGCUGGUACAACGUGGAAAAGUGGGGUGAGAAGAAGUACCAGGUUCAAAAUACGACCCUUGGAGUACUGGAAAGGUGAAAGGAUGUUGUACGGACGUGUACAUGAGAGCCUAGCGACAGUAAUCGGGUUGAAGUAUGUGUCUCCAGAAAAAGGAAAUGGCAAACCAACCAUGAAGGUGAAAUCUCUAGUCUCCAAUGAGUACAAAGAUCUCGUCGACUUAGCAGCCCUUCACUGAGAGUCGUCUACUAAAAGGGAACAAAAAGCCUUGAAGUUUCUUAGAUUUUGCAUGUAUAACAACAACAAGCAAUUCUCUUUGAAUAGAAACAACACAUCCAGUCUCCGUGUAAAGACUGUAGAGGAGAAUUAAGCUUAUGCCAUUGCAGUGUAUAUUUCUAAACCUUUCUCUAUCAUAUAUAUAUCUAUCAAGCUGUGUCGCUUGUGUAUUUGAGCUCAUGUACUUGUCAUAUAAUUUCAUAUUUUACCCAGAUAUCUAGCUUUGUGUA
Cucumis melo (muskmelon) is the source of this 2588-nucleotide messenger RNA. Its product is annotated as centromere protein C. NCBI's taxonomy places the organism in Eukaryota, Viridiplantae, Streptophyta, Magnoliopsida, Cucurbitales, Cucurbitaceae. Gene Ontology annotation, molecular function: centromeric DNA binding. Gene Ontology annotation, cellular component: kinetochore. Bases 131 to 2320 code for a protein of 729 amino acids. The transcript is spliced from 12 exons. The record is from RefSeq and is a predicted model, not a curated record. Gene Ontology annotation, biological process: spindle attachment to meiosis I kinetochore; attachment of mitotic spindle microtubules to kinetochore; kinetochore assembly.